Messenger RNA from Paraphaeosphaeria sporulosa, 1293 nucleotides. RefSeq names its product glutathione transferase omega-1. The record is from RefSeq and is a predicted model, not a curated record. Lineage: Eukaryota; Fungi; Ascomycota; Dothideomycetes; Pleosporales; Didymosphaeriaceae. Bases 319 to 1131 code for a protein of 270 amino acids. Gene Ontology annotation, cellular component: cytoplasm. Gene Ontology annotation, molecular function: glutathione transferase activity. The transcript is spliced from 3 exons.
CUCAAACGGCAGCUUGCGGUCUUCACGUGGUUCGAGAUGCUUCAGGGCUCCAUGAGGCUGUACAGACGCCACUACUGCAUAGCGGUCGGAAAAUAGUAUGAGUGGAGCUGUGGCGCGAGGGUCAAUCAUUCCCCCGCAUACGUCACGACGUAACGCAACCUACGCGAUGUCGACGUCGAAGUUAUUCACUACCCCACUAUCGCGUGCUCAUUUCGUAAAUGAUGUGAGAGGCUCAUGAUGUUAUAGUCUCCCUGAGGGCCAUUUUCGCUCUUCAGCACUUCUCUCUCUCACACAAUUUGAACCCACACACACACAAUCAUGGCCAAAGCCCAUCCAGACGCAGACCUUCAUCCAGAGGCUACGGGGCCAGCCGCGCGCACUGUGAAGGCCCACGAGCCCGAACACUCCCUCAAGCUCUACUCGGGCUGGUUCUGCCCCUUCGUUCAACGCGUCUGGAUUGCCCUCGAAGAAAAGCACAUCCAGUACCAAUACAUUGAAGUAAACCCCUACCACAAGCCCAAGUCGCUGCUCGACCUCAACCCGCGCGGCCUAGUCCCCACAUUGGAGUACGACAACAAGCCGCUGUAUGAGAGCACAGUGCUCGUCGAGUUCCUCGAGGAAGCGUUUCCGGAUCACACGCCGCACUUACAGCCCAAGGACCCGUAUCAGCGCGCGAGAACAAGGAUUUGGACGGAUUUUGUGACGAGUAGGAUUAUUCCUGGGUAUCAUCGGUUUUUGCAGCAUCAGGGGGAGGAUGGGUUGCAAGAGAAGAGGGAGGAGUUCUUGGGCUUCCUAAAGGAAUUCACGAAGGAGAUGGAUAGCGAAGGGCCGUACUUCAACGGCAAAGAGUUCGGGGCCAUCGACGUGAUUCUCGCGCCUUGGGCAGUCCGGCUCUGGGUUUUCGACCACUUCAAAGGCGGACUGGGGAUUCCGGAGAAGGGGAAGGGAGGAGAUGACGAAACCACAUGGGAACGCUGGCGCACGUGGAGUGAGGCGAUCCAUAAGCGGAAGAGCGUGAUUGAGACACUGAGCGAGCGCGAGCACUAUCUGCCUAUCUACCAGCGGUAUGCGGAGGAUCGGGCGCAGAGCGAGCUAGCGAAGGCGACGCGCGCGGGGAGGGGCGUGCCGUGAGGGCUUGGGGGAGGUGGGUGUGGCCGAGGAUUCUCGGGUAGGAUGAGUAUAUUGCUGGGGUAAAAGCGUAAGCGUACGCUAGUUGCGAAUGUGGUGGUGGGGGUUGCCGUGUGGGUAUCUGAGUAUAUAACAGCCAGUCUUUGUAGAGCUUUCUUUCUCAAU